GGAUCGCUCCACCGACGCGCCCCCCUGAUUGAAGAAGCCGAAGGGAAGAACUUCUCUGGUGGGAAAACCUCUUCCCACCAGUCUCGGCCGCGCACCGUCCGCGACCGAACCGCAUCGCCGCCGCCGCCGCCGACCGUGGGUGGCCGCGCUCCGCAUGCCGGCGUCCUGACCCGAUCGUCCCCGGCGGUCCCCCGAGGCGCGCUCUCCAUCGGCGGCGAUCAUGACGUCCUCCGGCGGCGGCAGGUACAUGGCCUACUCGCCGUCCCCUUCCACCGCCCCUCACUCUCCUCACCUCUCCGGCCUCCGCUCCACCUCCUCCGCUAUCGCCGAGCAGGAGAAGUAUAUCAAUGAACUACUAGCAGAACGCCUGAAAUUAAGUCCAUUUAUGGCUGUACUUCCAACUUGCUAUCGUCUGUUGAGCCAAGAAAUAGUGCGUGUAACUACACUCUUGGAGAAUGCAUCAGUUUUAGGUCAAAGUGGGCUUGAACAUGCUAGCCCCCUGGCUUCAGGAGGGAUUUUUUCGAAUGGAGGAGCAGAAUUGAAUGGAUGGCCAUCAAGGUUUCAAUCAGAACCGUCAUUAGCACAAAAUUGGAUGAGUUCUCAGGUUAGUUCAUCCGGUCUUCUUGUCAAGAAAACAGUUCGAUUGGAUAUUCCAGUUGACAAAUUUCCCAAUUACAACUUUGUUGGGCGCCUCCUUGGCCCUAGGGGAAACUCUCUUAAACGAGUGGAAGCAAGUACUGAGUGCCGCGUUCUAAUCAGAGGCCGAGGCAGCAUUAAAGAUCCUGCUAGGGAAGAAAUGAUGAGAGGCAAACCAGGAUAUGAGCAUUUGAAUGAACCGCUUCACAUCCUCAUUGAGGCUGAAUUACCUAUUGAAAUAAUUGAUGCUCGCUUAAUUCAAGCUCGUGACGUACUGCAAGAUUUGCUUAAGCCAGUGGACGAAUCUCAGGAUUUCUACAAGAAGCAGCAGUUACGUGAGCUAGCAAUGCUCAAUGGUACGCUUCGUGAUGAGAGUUCUCCUAUGUCUGGUUCUGUGUCCCCCUUCAACACAAGCCUCGGAAUGAAGAGGGCCAAGACCAGGGGGUGAUUAAUUUUGCUAGCGGGCAUUUGGAUAUUGUGUGAGUUUCUGGCUGUGAGGGGUAGGUGUGAUGGUCAACACCUCCGACUGCCCCUGGUCACUGCCGCCACAGAUUUCCCAGACUAGUCUCCAAAUACGAUACGUAAUGUGUUGCCUGGGAAUGGUUGCUUACGCUAAAACCCAGGAACUUGCCCUCAAGUUCUGAGGUUUGGGUCUUUGUGUUGUUUUAGGUAAAGUCCUAGUCGAGAAAUUGCCGGUCGAGGUUGUCGUUAGUAUGAGGAGGCUCUUUAGUAGUAACUUGUGAUAACAGUUUUGGGAAUGUUAAUGGGGGGGGGUUUCUCUGAGAAGGCCGAGGUCUGGAUCGUACACAGAGGAAGACAAAAGUGUGAUGUGCUCUGGUUUCUGUCUGGAUUGGAGUGUGUUGUAGUAGUGAGCGUAGUCAUAUUAAUAUUUGCUGAAACAUAUUCUUUAUUAUUAAAAGCUUUACUGACUGCAAUCAA
Syzygium oleosum is the source of this 1575-nucleotide messenger RNA. RefSeq names its product KH domain-containing protein At5g56140-like. Gene Ontology annotation, molecular function: mRNA binding. Gene Ontology annotation, cellular component: nucleus. The transcript has 7 exons. The record is from RefSeq and is a predicted model, not a curated record. Gene Ontology annotation, biological process: regulation of mRNA splicing, via spliceosome. Lineage: Eukaryota; Viridiplantae; Streptophyta; Magnoliopsida; Myrtales; Myrtaceae. The coding region runs from base 221 to 1084 and encodes 287 amino acids.